UACAGCACACCACCUAGAAAUAUAGAAACCCAUUUAUAUUCUCCAGCUCCUCCCCCCUCUCUCUCUCUCUCUAUUUCCCAUUAUCGUGGUGUUCUUCUUUUUUUGGUUUCCCGGAGAGAAAGAUUGAGAGAGAUCCCAGUGAGGGUUCUUUGGUUUGAGUCAUGGGAAGGGGAAGGGUUCAGUUGAAGCGGAUAGAGAACAAGAUCAAUAGGCAGGUGACUUUCUCAAAGAGAAGGUCUGGGCUGCUCAAGAAGGCGCAUGAGAUUUCUGUGCUCUGCGAUGCUGAGGUCGCUUUGAUCGUCUUUUCCACCAAAGGCAAGCUCUUUGAGUACUCCACUGAUUCUUGCAUGGAAAGAAUCCUUGAGAGAUAUGAAAGAUAUUCGUACGCAGAGAGGCAGCUUCUUGGAAACAAUCAUGAUCAGGAUCAAGAUAUCGAUCAAUCAAAUGGAAACUGGAUUCUAGAACAUGCAAAGCUCAAAGCGAGGGUGGAGGUUUUACAUAGAAAUCAAAGUCAUCUUCUGGGGGAAGACCUCCAAUCUUUGAGUAUGAAAGAGCUUCAAAAUUUGGAGCAGCAACUUGAUUAUGCUUUGAAGCACAUAAGGUCUAGAAAGAACCAACUUAUGUACGAAUCCAUUUCGGUGCUCCGGAAAAAGGAUAAGGCGUUGCAGGAGCAAAAUAAUUUGUUGACAAAGAAGGUCAAGGAGAAGGAGAAAGCAGCAGUCAGCAGUGUCACACAGUCACAGGGGCAGGCGCAAACACAAUGGGAGCAGAUGCAGAGGCACAGCUUGAACUCCUCCAGCAGUACCCUUCCACCUCAGGCAUCGCAGUCCUUAAAUUUCGGAGGCACCUCUGGAGACCAUGAUCAGGAUGAAGAAACCCCAUCUCCACCUCAGCAUCAAGCCGCCGCUGCCAACAGUAACGCGAUCCUGCCAUCUUGGAUGCUCCGCCACCUUAAUGAAUAGAUGAUCUACAAUAGCGAGUUAAUUAAGCAAAGUAUUGAUAAAUUGAUUUGUCUAUAGUCUAUAUAUAUACACUGGCCAACUGCUAGCUCAAAUAUAGUGUCUGGUGUAAGCUUAUUGAAAAAAAUUUAGUCCAAAAGGGAAAAGAGGUACGGUUUUACAUCCAUAUAUAAGCAUCUGAAUUUAAUAAUGAGAGCUGUUCUUUAAUUAACUUGUGAUAUAUUUAAGAACGUACUUAAGCAGCAGUGCAGCACUACAUCAGGU
Argentina anserina (silverweed cinquefoil) is the source of this 1223-nucleotide messenger RNA. Its product is annotated as truncated transcription factor CAULIFLOWER A. Gene Ontology annotation, cellular component: nucleus. The record is from RefSeq and is a predicted model, not a curated record. Gene Ontology annotation, molecular function: protein dimerization activity; DNA-binding transcription factor activity, RNA polymerase II-specific; RNA polymerase II cis-regulatory region sequence-specific DNA binding. Gene Ontology annotation, biological process: positive regulation of transcription by RNA polymerase II. Lineage: Eukaryota; Viridiplantae; Streptophyta; Magnoliopsida; Rosales; Rosaceae. Bases 162 to 962 code for a protein of 266 amino acids. The transcript is spliced from 8 exons.